Messenger RNA from Trematomus bernacchii (emerald rockcod), 1239 nucleotides. RefSeq names its product probable C-mannosyltransferase DPY19L1. The transcript has 5 exons. Gene Ontology annotation, molecular function: mannosyltransferase activity. Lineage: Eukaryota; Metazoa; Chordata; Actinopteri; Perciformes; Nototheniidae. The record is from RefSeq and is a predicted model, not a curated record. The coding region runs from base 453 to 854 and encodes 133 amino acids. Gene Ontology annotation, cellular component: nuclear inner membrane.
AUGAUUUUAUUGUAUAUCAGUAUUGAUAACAUAGAAUUAUGUCCUGGACCAGGUGGUGACCCAAAACAGUCAAAUAUGUAAGCAAGUAGAGCUCUAAACAUUCUCAAAUGAAAUCAAUGUCAUUCUAGGAGAUGAUUUUGGAAAGAAGUGAUUUUUUGUUUUCUUUUGCAUUGUGAACUUCUCCAGUUCUUCACUUAAUCCAGACGAGAGCCGUACAGUGCACCUCCACCUCACACAGACUCAGCAACUCCUUCCGUCCUGGGAUGACUAUGUUGACGAAGCGGCCGUCCAUCCCCUUACAAUCAAACGCACCGGCACCACCUGCAGGGAUACUUGUGAUCACAGCACACCUGGCAGAAGAAGCAGAAAUGACUUUAUUGAGUUCAAUUAAGGCGCACAUCAGUGGACUGAUAUAGUCUACGUUCACGAGCUACAAAGACUUCCACACUCUGAUGUACACGUGUGCUGCAGAGUUUGACUUCAUGGAGUUAGAGACCCCUUUAAAAUACCUUAAAACUUUGCUGCUGCCCAUCGACAUGCUGGUGGUCGCUGUCAUCGCCUGGAGUGGAGAGAACCAAGCUGGUGUACUCCAUGUACAGCCGCAUGUCUGCAGACACAGUGAAGGGGAACCUGAUGACGCUGGGGGUGGACUUCUUCGUCCUGGAGGAUUCCUGGUGCACCCGGAGAACAGGCCCGGGUGCAGCAUGCCAGAGAUCUGGGACAUUGAGGAUUCCCAAAACAUUGGUAAAGUUCCCCUUUGCACCCACAUGUCCAGAAGCUCACGACCCCACUUCACCACAGUCUUCUCCAACGACAUCUACAAAGUUCUCAAAGUCUCCAAAGAUCUCAGAUAACACCAUGAGAUGGACUAGUUCAGGACCUGUUACUAUUUCACUAGGUUUUGAUCAGUCACUGCCAUUGCUGCUUUUUAAUCGAAGCCCAACAGCCCCCCCUCUUUGCGGUACUCUGAUUCACUGAGCGGUUGGACAUUGCGUCCUGACUUCUCAGUAUCUGUGGACUGUUGCCAACCAUCUUUACUGCUGCAUUGUUUUCAUCCAGCAAUGUUUCCAUUGCGCCAAAAGGUUUCCUAGCUUUUUAUUGUUCCCUUGGUUCUGUCAUAUAGAAUCUUUACUUUCGGAAACGGUGUUUUCAAAGACAUGCUGUUCAUACAUCAGUAUUAUUUCUUAAAGGUGGGGUAGGUAAUUUUGGAGAAACCAGCUCGAGUGCGCGACAACCGGA